This is a messenger RNA of Dromiciops gliroides (monito del monte), 1255 nucleotides long. RefSeq names its product centromere protein X (gene CENPX). Gene Ontology annotation, biological process: replication fork processing; kinetochore assembly; resolution of meiotic recombination intermediates. Gene Ontology annotation, cellular component: Fanconi anaemia nuclear complex; FANCM-MHF complex. Gene Ontology annotation, molecular function: protein heterodimerization activity. The record is from RefSeq and is a predicted model, not a curated record. NCBI's taxonomy places the organism in Eukaryota, Metazoa, Chordata, Mammalia, Microbiotheria, Microbiotheriidae. The transcript has 6 exons. Bases 141 to 410 code for a protein of 89 amino acids.
AGCGACUGGGGCAGGAGCUGGACGCAGCUGGCAGCAUCGCAGCUGCCUCUUCCCGCGGCCGUUUCUCAUUGGCUGGUACAAGACCUCCGGGGCGGGGUCUGCGAGGUCUUCGCGGUUCUCGGCGGCUGAGAUGGAGGAAGAUGGUCCUAGCUUUAGGAAGAAUGGCUGGACCAACUCACAGCUCCAUCAACAUUAUACUGGAGCUGGUAAGGAAGUUGCUGUACUUACAUUUUAAGGAUGACAGAUGCAAAGUCAGUGCCGAUGCUCUGCAGCUCAUGGUGGAGAUGCUAAAGAUCUUUGUCCUAGAAGCUGCAGCCCGAGCAAUAAGGCAGGCCCAGGCCGAAGACCAGGACAAAGUUGACAUUGAACAGUUCGAGAAGGUGUUACCUCAGCUGCUUCUUGAUUUUUAGAAGCAGGAGCACCGGAGAAGAUGACAGGUUAUGAGAUCAAAAUGAGCUCCCUGAACCUUUUCAUGUCGUCAUCUGCCUGCCUACGUACCUGGUUCCAGGACAGGGAACUAAGCUCACACCAACAGUUUGGGUGGUGUCUUAUUUCAAUCAGGAGUCCUCUUAGGCCCGAUUAUGUUUACUUCCUGCCCUAACUGAAGCAAACCAAACACAAGGUCUGUAGUGGCUGUCCGCCUGAGAAUUUCUACCAUGGCCACUUAGCAUCAGGAUGAGGGUCCCUUGAAUUCCCAUUUGCCAGGGCUGGAGAAGAAGGAAGCCUGGGUGGUGUCUUCCUGGAAAUAGCACAAGGUGGGAGGUGAGGGAGGAGGAAAGGGUACUGGGAUCCAGGUAAGAGGGCAAGCCAGGUCAGGCUGGAACAAAGUGAAGUGAGGUGAGGCCCUCGAGUUCCAGCACACUUGGAUUUCCUGCCCCAGGGGCUACUCAGUUCAAGAUCAAGGUGCUGGUGCUGCCAUUCAUUCUUAGCUCCCUGGAAAACAAAGGCUGUAUGUACACGGGGCUGAAGAGUCACCACACCCCUGCCUCUGCCUCAUCUCCCCCAGUUCUGGCCCUGGGAGGGGCUCCCAAGCCCUCCACGGGGCACCCAGCUCUGAGCCAGGUACCUGAUCUCUAGUUUAUACACGAACCUGGUGCUGAGCCUGGUGCUCCCCUUCUCCCAACAUUCUUGCUGCCGUCUGACAUCAAAGCUCGUUUGUAACCUUUUAACCAUUUGAUAUUCCCCUCAGAAGCUGCUUCCCUGAGCUAUAAAUUUGUUCUCACAAAGCAACAUCAAUAAAUCAAAACUGUCUCCC